Messenger RNA from Schistosoma mattheei, 1830 nucleotides. The record is from the annotation of a GenBank genome assembly. Lineage: Eukaryota; Metazoa; Platyhelminthes; Trematoda; Strigeidida; Schistosomatidae.
GUUUAGUUGUCUUUUACUUGAAAGUAAGGCAUAAUAUUUCUUUUUUGCUUAAUCAUAAUCAAUAUUAUUAUUAAGAAAUAUUUUCGAUGGUGUGAAUUUAAUACUGUUGUACCGACAGUAGCUUAUUUCACACAUGAAAGUUGGAAAAAGCUGAGUACUGAUUUUAUCACUGAUUUGAUUAAGAAUAAUAUAAUUCAAAAUAAAAUUAAUAAUAAUUCAAUGUCAUUAAUUUAUUCCAAUGAAACUAUUAAUAAAACUUAUAUAUUAACAUAUAGUAUUGGACGUUUAUCUAUGAAAGCAUUUGGAAAAGGUUUUCGUUUAGUUAUUAAUGCUAAUUAUCAUUUAUUAUCAUUAAAGAAUUUAAUUAAUCAAACAGAAUUAAAUUCAAAUAUUCAAUAUUCAAUUCAACCUUGUUUAAGUCUUAAUCAACGUUUAAAAUUAAAUAAUGGUUUAUUUGAAUUUCUUAGAAAAUUAAAAAUUGAAUUACCAGGUAUUUAUGCACCAUCUUUAUUAUCGACAAAAUCUGCAUUUAAAACUUUAUUAUCAUUUCGUUCACUUGUUUAUUCACUAGGAUUUCGUCGAUUUUGGAUUGCAAAAUUAGAUAUUUUGGAUUUUUUCAAUCAAAUUAUUCAUUCUAAAUUACUAGAAGUUUUCUCUGAUACUUUAAAUGAUGUCAGCAAUUAUAUGUAUCCAACACCAAAUAUACAUUUCCUUGUUCGUGAAUUGGAAUGGUUUUUAAAAGAAUCCAUCAUUUCUAUUGAUGGAAAAUUAUAUUCGUUCAUCAAAGGUAUUCCCCAAGGAUCGUGUAUUAGUUCAGAUUUGGCUAAUAUCUAUUUAGCUCAUUUGGAUCGUCAAUUACAUAGAACACAAACUAUUCUUUGGUCUCCUCACAAAUUCCUACAAAAUGAUGUGUUUAAAACAACAGAUAUUCAUUUAAGUAAAUGUUCAACUAUUCUACGUUAUUUAGACGAUUAUCUGUGUAUAUCAACAUCUAAAAUUGAAUUACAAAAUUUAAUAAAGAGAAUAAACACUUCACUUAACUCUUAUGGAUUAUUAUUGAAUGAACAAAAAUUGCAAACUAAUCUAUAUGACUCAAAUGUCCCUAUAAAGUGGCUUGGGAUUGAAGUACAUUCUAGUUUAGCAAUUACUUUACCCAAAAAUAAUAGUCCACCAAGAUUUUGUCGAUUUUCUGGUCAAUCGUUAUCAGCCAAUGAUUGCAUGAGACGAUUAUGUAAAUUUCGUCUUCAUUGUCCAAUUUGGCGUUUCACUUUCCACAAGAUAAUCUAUAAUACUAACAUUAGGCAAAAUGUAUUUAUUUGUAAAAAUGCAAAUAUCAGAAAAACAGAUUAUUUGUUACAAAUCAACGCUAAUCGAUUAGGCAACAAAAUAGCUGAUAUUGUAUGGAUAUCUUUGAAAACUUCACCCGAAAAAGAUCGAUUACUUCAACCUUCUAUAUCUCGAAGACUAGCAAAGGUAAUAUUUAGGUGUAUAUCUGUAAAUAUUGGCUUUAAUCGUUACUGGUUAUAUCAUUUAACUGUGAAUAGUUUGAUUAAACGUUUACUCCCACAUAAAGGUGAAUUGAAAUGGUUAAUUAAUUGGAUGCAACAAUUUAAUCAUUUAAAUAAAAAAUGUUUUUUAUUUUAUAAUAAAAAGAAAAUAAUCACUGUGUAAUUAAUUAUUGUAAACAAAAUAAAUUUUCUCAUUUUAUUUUAUAGAUAAGAAUGAUUGUUUGUUUGUUUUUACUCUUGAAAAAAUUCAAUCAAACAGACAGUUUUUGUCAAUUAUAACACAACAUUAUGAGAUUGUAUAGUGUAUAUAUUUUUUCUUGUA